GGCUUGCUCGAUACAGACUUCAAAAUGAGAUGGAAAUCAUGGAACAAACCAUGUUUUUUGCUCUGAAAUGGAGGUAGCCACACAUGCAAGGAAAAUCCCAUACAUGGUUGCUCUGAAGCACAAGCAUCGAGCAUGUGCAGUGAUACUGGACCCUUCAUCAGCAGAGCCUCUUGUCUGGCCAUCACCUUUGAAGUUCAUCAGCGAACUGAAUCCAGAGGCUAAAGCUUUGUUUGAGAGGGGCGUUAAUGGAAUCAAACAUGGAGAGGGAGAAAGCUAUCUUGAAGGAGAUAGUCUCCGUUCCAUCUCCUUUGCAUUCAGAUGUAGAGGCUGAUGAUAAUUUCUUUGAAUGCGCCUUCUCUUUCUGCUUUAUUAUUUUUGGUUCUUGGGGUAUAGUUUCUAAAA
This is a messenger RNA of Rosa chinensis, 402 nucleotides long. Its product is annotated as putative E3 ubiquitin-protein ligase XBAT31. The transcript is spliced from 2 exons. The record is from RefSeq and is a predicted model, not a curated record. Bases 68 to 331 code for a protein of 87 amino acids. Lineage: Eukaryota; Viridiplantae; Streptophyta; Magnoliopsida; Rosales; Rosaceae.